UUGUGUUGCGUCUGUGCUGUGCGGGGAAAAUAUGCUCGCGAAAUGGGAAUUAAACUGCUGAUCCUUCUGGGCCUUUUGAUCGGAGUGCUGUAUGGUCUGCACAUCCUAGCACAGGACUACCAAGCAAUCACCGCGCCGAAACUACUGCGAUUGCUAUUCAAGAGGGAUCUAAGUACAAUCACGAAUUACAAGGCUACAGUAAGAUGGAGGAAAAUAUUGCAAUAUGAUGCAAUACAAUGCGCGCGACUGCUCUAUUGUGAUCUCGGAGCACAUUUGCCGGACAAUGAAUUCCGACGAGGUUUCACGUACAUGCUCGCGGUAGAUACCAAAAAGGAGGAUAAAGCUGCACUGGAGGAAUUCAAGACGGCGUACUUUCAUGGGAGAGCGCUCCACGAUAAUCCUGAGCUAUGCAGUGAGGAAUAUCCGACUUGCCCGUUUAAAGCGGCGCUGUUAUUCGACUUGCUGCACUAUUUGUUGCAUAGAAAGCUUUGAAGAUAAACGACUCUUAGUCACACGAGCGUGUUGCUCAUCUGACUCACGAGUACUUUAUCAACAUUAUUAAUAGCACCAGGAUUUCUUUCAUAGCUUAACAAUUUAUAAUUACAGUUUUAUAUUACAUACCUUCAUAGCCUCAAAAUAAUGAAUAUAAUUCUGAUUCAAAAGCGUCAAUAGUGCUAAUUUGCUAGCGAAGCCGAUAAUAGCCGGAAUGUGAUAUUUUAAUCAAUUUUGAUGACAACCGUGACUGUGGCCAACAUGUAAAAAUGCCUCCUGGCCUUGACUUAGGGUUAGGUUGGGUAUUUGGGAAUUAUUGGAUUAGGUUUAAUUAGGGUUAAGUCAGUAUUAGGGUAUCGGAAUAAGGUUUUUACGCACCCAUUAGCGUGAAUGAUACCCACGUCUGGAUGAAAUAUGGACCCCGUUUUCGCCAGUGAAGAUGUGCAGAUAUUGUAUAUUCUUUUUUAUUGGGGUAUCAACAGGCUGCGGAUUAAUAAUUAUAAAACUAAAGAUACAAACUUUCUUUAUGCAUUGUUCUAGUAUAGGUUUUCACUUAUUAGGUUAUAUUUAUUAUAGUGGGAUAAACAUAUUUGCCAGUUCUUGGAACCGGCCCACCAAGCCAGCAUAGUGAAAUUUGUUUAAUCUAACUUAUACAUUGGUAAGAUCGCAAAGCAACGCACUGCUGACUUGUUAAAAACUUAGUAAAACUAUUUAAAACUAUUAAAAGACCUAGCUUAGCUCUAGACGAAAGAUAUAUUGCUGGCUCUCGCUGAAAAUCUAUAUUAAGGCUGAGUUUUAAACGAAGCAAAAUGGAGCGAAAUUGUGCAGGAAUAAAUAAAAUCUACAAAUCUGAACGGUAUAAAUCAUUUUACCGCUAAGUUUUUAUUCUAAGCAACAAUAUCAUCUAAUCAAAAAAAUUAAAAUUCAUCAUUUCUACCCAAUACCGGUCCAUUACAGGGCAAGUGUCUUCUCCCAUAACGGGAAAAGUUUAGGCCGUAUUCCACCACGCUGACCCAUUGUGGAUUGGU
This is a messenger RNA of Pararge aegeria (speckled wood butterfly), 1520 nucleotides long. RefSeq lists its product as uncharacterized. The transcript is spliced from 4 exons. The record is from RefSeq and is a predicted model, not a curated record. NCBI's taxonomy places the organism in Eukaryota, Metazoa, Arthropoda, Insecta, Lepidoptera, Nymphalidae. Bases 43 to 492 code for a protein of 149 amino acids.